AAAACUCUUAAUGUCUUGUAGUAUAAGUUAUAAAUAGGAUUCGCUUAGUAAUCAAGAGACCGUAGAGAAAGUUAGCCAAAGAAUUUCUAAGAAAGAAUAAAUAGAAAUGAAAAGAUAAUUAGAUGUAAUGAUUAAUAGAGUUAAAAUGUUGGAAAUAUUUCGAUAACGAUUGUAAUUUUUUCUAAUUAUUUAGAUAAGGGAAACAGAUUUAAAGUGAAAUUAAGAAUGAAUAGGUUAAUAGCAUAAGAAAUGAGUAUAACGAAUACUUGAAGUAGGUAUAUUAUGAGAGGACCUAUUUAGUAAAGUAAACAUAAAGAAUCUAGAGAGUAAUCUUUGGAACAUUUUAGGGAAAAAACUAAGCUUUUAAAAUAAUAACAAUUUAAUCUUAAAGUAUAAAUUAGACAAAGCGUACAAUAAUAAAAGAGGGAAUAAUUUGAGUUGAUGAAAAAACAAUCAUUAAAUCACGAUAAAGUUAUUAUUCUUCAGAAAGAAAGAUCAAAAUCAUAUAAUGUGGAGAAGAAAUAAAAAGUUCAGCUAUAUGAAUUGUAAUAACAAUAAAACUUAGCUAUGUAUAAAUAAUAAAAAUAAGAUUAAUUUAAAUCUUAACAUAAGAAAGCAGUCCUUGAUAGCUUUAAGAAAAAGGCUUAGGACUUUAUGAAAAUUUAAUAAUUAUGGGAGCAAGAAUAAGAUAUUUUAGAUUAAUUAAAUGAUUCUUAUCAUUCAAAAUUGACUUCUUCAAUGAUUAAGAACUGA
Paramecium sonneborni is the source of this 753-nucleotide messenger RNA. The record is from the annotation of a GenBank genome assembly. NCBI's taxonomy places the organism in Eukaryota, Ciliophora, Oligohymenophorea, Peniculida, Parameciidae.